Molecule: messenger RNA, 2442 nt
Organism: Rattus norvegicus (Norway rat)
Lineage: Eukaryota; Metazoa; Chordata; Mammalia; Rodentia; Muridae
Source: RefSeq, a predicted model, not a curated record
CUGGGUUGGGACAGAACACAAGCCCCCUUUGUGUUCCCUUCCAGGCCCCUAGCUCCAAGAGCGUGUCUGCCAAGAGCUCAGGCCCUUCCGCCUCCACCUCCUCAAGGAUCCUUCUGGAGCAUCAGGAGGGGAUCUGUUGCCCUGUCCCCAACCAAGCCUCCACUGUGUCUGCAGGGUAGAGGUGUAAGGAGGGCUGGAAGGGUGAGUGAAGUGGGUGCAGCAUCCAUCAAUGGGGCUUGGCAUCUAUGAGCCUCCCUAGGGAGACAGUGCAGUACUGAGAUCCAAGUGCAGGUAUGCAGGUCAGAGAUCCCCUUCCUAGCCCCCACUAAAGAUAGCUAUUGACGAGAACCCCUACACUCUUGUCCAGCCAACCAGGAAUCAAGCUGCACUUGCUCCAGGGUAAGGAGUAUGUACAGGGUCAGCAGACUGUGUGAGAGAGCGGAUAAUGUCUGCUCUGUGAGCCCAAAACAGUGCAGACAGCAAACACAUGCUCUCAACCUUGGGAUGAGGAAGGCAUAAAGAUUAUAGAAAUCUUUUCUUUUCCUUUUUCUUUCUUUUUUCCUGGCAGAUGUGGUAGUGCAGGUCUUUAAUCCCAGCUCUGAGGAGGCAGGGGCAGAUGGAUCUCUGGGAGUAGGAGGCUAAGCAGCCUAUAUAGUGAGUCUAGGCCAGCCAGGGCUACAUAGUAAGACCUUGUAUUCAAAAGGGGGAAAGAUUUAUUUUAAUUACGUGUGCAUGUGCGUGUAUGCGCACAUGUCCAAGCGGGGGCAGGAGGUGUUAUAUUCAUGUGAGUCUAGGUAUCUUUGGAAGCCAGAAGAAGCCAUCUAAUCUCUGGGAGCUAGAAUUGUAAGUGGUAGGCGCCACCUGAUGUGGCUGCUGGGAACCCAAUCUGUUCCUCUGUAAGAGCAGUCCGUGCUCUCAACCUUGGAGGCACUAGUCACUUCAACCCUGAAAACUGUCAUGAGUCACAAAAUAUUUUUCUGCUUUUUCACUUUUUAUGAUGAUUAUAAGACAGUGAAAAACAUUCUCAGCUCAGAAACACAAGGCAGGCCAGUGUGGCCUUUGAAGGUCUAGCUCUCUCACCCCUUGAUAGGUAUUAGUAGUUCCUCCUGACUCAGGAAAUGGAGGUUCCUUCCCGUUCUGUAGCCCAUCCCUCAUCCCCAGGAGACCAGGGUCUCUAGUUCCUGGCAAGGCCAUUUUUUUUUGCAAGUUGUUGUAACACACGAGGGCAUCAAGACACAUUGACUUGCUCUCAAUCCAUUCACCGAGGAGAGAGGCAGUGCGUGACAUCACACCCCUUCUCAUGACUCCUCAGAGCUCUGGAGCAGGGGAUCGCCAUGGUAUCGGCCUUCUGUUGUCAUGGUAUCGGCCUUCUGUUGCCCUAGAGACACACAUCUGCUCUUUCUAGGCUUAUGUCCUUUCCAUAGAAUGACCCUGACCUGCACGUCAUAGACAUCUGGUACUUAGAUGGAAGAUCUCUGUGGAUUCUUACAGAAACACUGAAGAUUUUCUGUAAUUCUCUGAUUUUCCAGAUAUAAACAGAUGAAAGGCUGGAGGCACAGCAGAGACCCAACUCAUCCAUCGCAUCCCUCAUGAAGCUGGGCUUUGUGUCAAGUCUGGCUUCCAUACUGUAUCAACAGUCAUGCCCUUGUACUAUCUCCAGAGACCCUGAGGAUGCCCUUCCUAAAAUCGCUUUCUGCCCCAGGAAAACUCCAGGUGUGGAACACCAGACCUUUAGUCACAACAUUCGGGAAGCAGAGGCAGAUCUCUAUGAAUUCAAGGGGCCCAAGAAGCUCCAGGAGCAUAUAAGGGGAGGGGAAAGAGAUCCAGGCACAAGAUCACCAAGGUGAAUUCUCCCAGCCAGAUUUUCAGAUGUUCCAGCUGGAGGCCAUGCUGCCCUUACUGAUUCUUGCCUUCUUGGGGACCCCCGCCGUUUUGACACAAAGUAGAUAUCAUGGCUCAGAAACUGGAAAACAUUUCUGUAUUGUUGCACCCGAAGGAGAACCUGUAACAGGAAUUUGGGCAAGUUUGAAGAAUAACAUUCUUAGUAGCAUUCGGCUUAAGUUUGGCAACAACUGGAGUCAAGAAUAUGGCUCUUCUGGAAGGGCUGAGAUUGAAGUCAAGCUGAACCCUGAUGAGACUGUCCUUGGGUUCUCCGGAUCAUUCUAUAUCUUUAUGCAUCAAAUAAUCAUUACUACUAGCCAGCCUCGGGAGUUAAUAAUAGGGCCUUUGACGGGUAGAUAUGUGUACACUAGCUAUCCUGAAAAUCCCAACCAUGUGUUCAGGGGCAUUUGUGGCUAUUAUGUGACAGGUGGGUUAAAGGGCAUGAGGUAUUUGUGGGGAAAUGUAAACGGUACAUGUACAGAGUAAGGUAUAUGGCCACUGAAACUGAAGUGUCAGGUACUUCCAAACUGAAUCCACUAAUAAAUACAACAUCUGCAUGAA